CUCCUCACUCCAAUCCAGGCCCAUCACCAUACAGAUAUCCCACCAGCCCAGGUAUAAUGCAGAGGAGCAACUUCGAUUGACCCCUUGGGUGGCCGUCUGCCUCGCCGCCGGCGAUCAUCGGCAAAGGCUGCUCCUGCGUCUGCGCUGUGUUAUCCGAGCACCCGGGGGCUCGUGCUUAUGUUGAGGGGAUCGCGUGCGUGGUGACUGCCUGCUGUAGCCGCGCUGUGUGCUCGUCGCGAAGGCAAGGUGUUCGAUGGAAUGCCUCUGAGGCGAACGCAUUGCUUGGUUUUGGUGUUUACUUCACAGAUCAGACUAGCUGAAAUAUUUUUGCAAGGCUCUCAGCGAGAAACUUUCAUGUGUUGUCUUGCUUGUAGCUUAGCUCGGUGCUGAACCUGAACCCCACAAAGAAGUAGCAGCAGCAGCAAGCAAACGAGAUGAAGUUCAGGAUUGUAUGCAGGAAGCUGUACGACUACGUGCGGUACGACCUCAAGGAGAUCGCCUUCCCGUCGUCGCUGCCAGACCCACCGCACAUCAAGAAGAGGCCCAAGCUCACGUGGCACGACCGCUGGUGCAUCCUCAAGGAGGCCACCCGGCUGUACGGCGCGUCCUGGGUCAGGGACAUCGGCCCCGACCUCAGGCCGAACGACUACAGGGAGGAGGGGACCAACGAAGACGAUGACUCAGGCUCCGACCCCAGCUCUGGCAACGAAAAGAUGGGUAAGAAGAGCAGCGAGCCCAGCGUGCUGGAGGAUCUUGCGGUGGCGGCGAGGGGCGGCGCGGAGACGCUCAAGCCCACGCUGAGGCGGAUUUACAUGACCCGCGCGUCGACGUACACGAACGCGAUGAAGAAUUUCGUGGAGACGUAUCAGCAAGGGCUCAAGGAUCAGCUGCAGCAGGAGAAGGCUGAUGAUGAUGAGGAAGGUGGUCGCCAGCAACAGCAGCAAGGCGACGAGCCAACGAAACAAUCACCACCUCCACCACCAGCAUCAUGAAUCCACGAUCUUAUUUGUUGCUGUCAUGUGAUUCAGCUCAUGUAGUUUCUAGAAUAAUUCUCAUCUUGUGUAGCUUGUUUCGUGGGAAGUGAGUUGCCUGAGACUGUAUCAUUCAACAAUACCGUAGAGGCACUGGUGCUCGUUCGUUCACUUGAUAAGCAAAACUGGAGGAGGUCCUCCUUUGCUUAUCUAUGUAAUCGAAUUCUACCGGUCUCAUCUAUUUCUGGUGGAAUGUAUGGAAGGAAAGGAAUCGACGCAUUUUUCAAGCAUAAAGUCUAGAUCCGGAAGCAGUGGCAAGGAAGGCAAAAGAAAACAUCGACCAAAGGAAAAUAGCUUGGAACUCUUGAGCUGCUUGUAAGUGUGUCGUUGCACUUCCUUAGCUGUUUUUUCUUCUUUCUUUCUUUUUUGAAGUGUGCUUUCGUUGUAGUGUUCUGGGCGUGGUGGGUGGCACCGGUGGCUGGUGCUACCUUUGGAUGUUGGUAUGUUUUUGUGUAGGUUCGGCCGUUCUUUCAAGCCGGACAGUGACUUUUUCUCUUGGUUUGUACUUGACUCUGGACCUUUUUCCUCCUAAUAUAAACCCGGCAAUUCUCUUGCCGUAU
Phragmites australis (common reed) is the source of this 1591-nucleotide messenger RNA. RefSeq lists its product as uncharacterized. The record is from RefSeq and is a predicted model, not a curated record. The coding region runs from base 435 to 992 and encodes 185 amino acids. The transcript has 3 exons. NCBI's taxonomy places the organism in Eukaryota, Viridiplantae, Streptophyta, Magnoliopsida, Poales, Poaceae.